CUAUUUUCUGGGCAACAGGCAGUGCCUGCUCCUGUUACAGUUGUACCUCCCGUGGGUCCCCCUCGGCCCCAGCACCAGCAUCCCCAGCCUGACUGUUGCCUUCCUCUCUGACCGCUGCCGCCACGCCUCGUGGUCACGCCUGGGGCCGCAGUGCCCGGACCCUGCGGGUGAGGGACAGUCUCCUGGGCACGGGGCUUCAGCAGGGACUUGGUGCUGGAGCGGGGGCCACGGGUGUGGGACCGUGGCUCUCCCUAGGCUGGGCUGGGCCACAGGAGGCUGGCCGGGGCGGGUGGAUUCCUGACUCUGUUUGCUUUGGGAUCCGGUGACGGGGUUGCAUAAAUCCCCAGCAGCUGACGACUGGCCCCAGCACUUGCACCCCGUGGGCCGGCCGGACAGACGGACGGACAGGUGAGGGCAUCUCUCCCUCAGGCCCUGCACCCGGGGCUGCCACCGCCUCUGUGCCCCGGGGGACCAGGUCCUGUCCCCUCCAGCCCAGGGGACUGGGCAUGGUGCCCCCUCACCAUCUCUCCUCUGCUGCUGAUGCUCAGCUCCUGGCCUGGGCCCGGCUGCCCUCACUGCACCCAGCCCAUCGCCCGGUCCCCCCGGACGUGAGAAGAUGGAGCCGGUCACUGGCAUCAGCCUCGGCCUCCUCGGCUGCCUCAUGCUCCACCUGUCACUGGCUGGGGCUCAAGGCGCCGGCUGUCGCCGGGGCUGGGACGAGUCCGAAGGCGGCUGCUACAGGUACUUCCCGCAAAAGCUGAGCUGGACGCGUGCCGAGGCCCAGUGUCGGCGCUUGGGGAAGGGGAGCCACCUCGCCUCCCUCCACGACAAGCAGGAGCACCAAGCUGUCGCCGACCUCGUCAGCCGCCAUCAGCUGCACAGCGACGAGGACGAGGAUGAGGACAGGGACAGGGACGGGGACGGGGACGAGGUCUGGAUCGGACUCUGGCUGCCGGCGGGGGGCUGGGGCUGGCAGUGGACGGACGGCUCUGCCGCAGACUACGAGACCUGGCACAAGGACAGCUCGGAGGACUUGGACUUGGACUCAGACUCAGACUCGGACUCGGACUCGGACUCGGACUCGGACUCGGACUCGGACUCGGACUCGGACGAGGUCUCUCCCAAAAAACAGCUCUGCGUCAUGCUGGAGGAACGCUCAGGUUACCAGACGUGGGGCAGCACCUCCUGCGACGACAGGAACGCGUUUGUCUGCAAACUCACGCCCUAGGGCAGCGCUCGCCUGUGCCACGACGGCUCCCGGGCCCCAGGUUCAGGUGGAUCUGGCCUCUCUUCUUCCCCACGGAGCCGUGUCCUGCCGCCUCAGCCGCCUCGGCUGCCACGUCCCUACUUUGAAUCAAUAAACUUUCC
Gavialis gangeticus (Gharial) is the source of this 1368-nucleotide messenger RNA. Its product is annotated as struthiocalcin-2-like. NCBI's taxonomy places the organism in Eukaryota, Metazoa, Chordata, Crocodylia, Gavialidae. The coding region runs from base 617 to 1228 and encodes 203 amino acids. The record is from RefSeq and is a predicted model, not a curated record. Gene Ontology annotation, molecular function: signaling receptor activity. The transcript has 5 exons.